AUGUUUGAAAUGCUUUCUGAUGACUUAAUCAUGGAUAUUUUUGAGUAUCUCGACGUUGUUCGUCUCUAUAAAGCAUUUUGUGGGCACAAUCAACGUUUCAACGAUAUUCUUUAUGAUCAACGUCUCCGACUGCACUUCGACACAUUAGUAAUGAAUGAAAAUUUUGAUUUUGAUUUUGAUUAUUGUUAUUUAAUUCUACAAAUUGUUUCGUUGAACAUGGUGUUGAACAACACUAGUGGACGACGUUUACUCUCGCUGUGCACAUCCGAAUAUUCUUCGUUACUGCAACAUUUAACAAUAAGUGAUGAUUGUUCUCUAAAUGAUUUAGUUCAAUUAUUACAGAAGACACAGAUUCGUUAUGUGCACGUUCGACGACUGACAAUUGGUAAAACAGCUAUAUCAAUGGCCAUUGUCCAUUUAGAAUAUUUGGAACAUUUGAAAUUGAACAAUGUUAAUCAUAGUUUCAAGGCAAUUGAACAAUUGCUAAAGAUAAUACCGGCAUUAAAAACGUUUAAAAUCACAAAUAUAAAUCCUAUUGAGUAUUCAGUCCAAAACAAUUGUGCCGUUUUGAACGAUGAUGAUUUGGAAGAAUUCAUCAGUGACAAGAACUGGUUGAAACGAAACUUUGAAAUUUUCGUGACAUCACGCAAUGACGGUAUCUAUGCGAUAGUGCACGGCAAAAAAAAGUAUCAAUGA
Didymodactylos carnosus is the source of this 696-nucleotide messenger RNA. The record is from the annotation of a GenBank genome assembly. NCBI's taxonomy places the organism in Eukaryota, Metazoa, Rotifera, Eurotatoria, Philodinida, Philodinidae.